UGAGUCGAGGCUGUUUGAGAGCCGCCGGAAGGUCGUGUGAUCCACUUCCACCCCUGUAGACCGGACACAAUUUUACGGAGGAAGAGUAAUAUUGCGAACCAUUUGCACGGUGCUUAAGUGAUCGUUUGAAACAUCCCGAGGAUUUACAUAUCGACAAAAAAAAAAAAAAAAAAGACUAUUGAAAAAAAUACUGAAAAUAAAGAUCUUGAAAAUUCUAUGUAUCUUGCGAACAGGUUGUUGCGAGAAGAUUUUAACUCACAAGUGCCAACACGCAAUCUCGACGUGUAAAGGAGCGCGGCUGGGGUAGAAGUGGAGCGAGAACCCGUGUGGUGUGGCUAGUUUCCCUUCGAUAAAAGAGAAAGAAAAUAAAAGAAAAGAAGAAAAGAAGAAAAAAAUAUAUUAGUAAAAGUAAUAGACUUCGAUUUAUUAAGAUACGGUGUAGGAAAAAAUAUUUCGUUAAUAUUGUUUGAAAGAUAAGCUGUGUUUGAGAUGUUCUGGUGAUAAAUCCAACAUUUAUCAUAGUUAUUCGGUGUAGUUAAUGGAGAUUCGUGUCAAAAUAAAUAAAUAAAUUGUAAAGUGCAUCGUAUUUUUUUCAUUCGAUAUUUUGUUUAAUAAAAUUUUGAAAUUCUGAUUCCUAGGAAGUGCCAAAAUACCUACGAGUUGUUACCUGCCCUCCGCCCGAGUUCCGCAGCGAGCAGAGCCGCCUCCCGGAGCCGCGAGCGACCCGCGGCGCCGACGGCCGCCGGACCAGCCUCCCUCGCCCGCGCGCCAUGAGGCCCACCGCUUCGUAGGCGGGAAGCGGCCCAGCCCUCUCGAGCCCGACUGCGUGAUGCGCGGCGCCCGCGAGUGAUGAUGGAGGCGAUGAGCGGGCGCGGGCGUGUGGGCAGCAUGAGGAGUGGGCGCGCCGUGGUGGGCCUCGACGUGAUCAGCCACACCCUCCCGCGCCGCAUGCGGUCGGCGUCGGAUGCGCACCACCUGCCGCAGCCGCCGCCCACGCACCACCUGCCGUGCUGCCCGCCGCCGCUGACGUCGCUGCGGCCUGCGCCCCCGCUCGCCGACGACGCAUGCGGCGACAGCUGCCGCGAGUGCCAGCCCGACCUGUGCCCCGAGGACGACUACCCGAGCCUCAGGAGGUCGUUCGCGGCGCACGUGUACCCCAGCGUCGUCACCUCCGGCGGAGGCUGGGGGGGCCCGGGCGGCCGAGGGGGGGAGUGUGUGUCGUGCAGCCUGGCGGGGCCGCCCCUGCCCCCGCCCCCGCCCUCCUGCAUGUGCCCGGACGCGCGGUGCGGGCGGGCCAGCCAGGUGGUCGCGCCGCCCCCCUGCUCGGGCUGGGGGCGCGAGGUCCUGCACGCCCACAGCCCGCCCCGCCGCGCCCACACCACGCACGACGCCCUCGACCUGCACGUCUCCUCCGCAGCGGCGGAUUUCUCGGUCGUUAUAGCUAAGGUUAUAACGACCAUCAUGUUCCUCGAGGACGCGUUACUUGGGGGACCACGUCGUGAAUAUACCAAUAGUGGCUUCUAG
Molecule: messenger RNA, 1524 nt
Organism: Penaeus chinensis
Lineage: Eukaryota; Metazoa; Arthropoda; Malacostraca; Decapoda; Penaeidae
Product: programmed cell death protein 7-like
Exons: 3
Coding region: 850-1524 (224 amino acids)
Source: RefSeq, a predicted model, not a curated record